Effrenium voratum is the source of this 996-nucleotide messenger RNA. The record is from the annotation of a GenBank genome assembly. NCBI's taxonomy places the organism in Eukaryota, Dinophyceae, Suessiales, Symbiodiniaceae.
AUGUGCAGCGAUGAGCAGCUGGUGACGGCCUUGUUUGAGCGGGUGACCCCUGGGGUGGUGUCCAUCGCCAAAGAGCCGCCGCCCCAGGACACGCUGGGGGAGAAGCCAUCGCCCGCGAUCGCGGGCAGCGGCUUUGUGUGGGACAAGAAACAUGUGGUCACCAACUUCCAUGUGAUCUCUGAGCUGCAGACGACCUUCGUCACCUUCUUGCUGAAAGACGGCUCAGGGCCCAGGCGUGUGAGCUACCGAGCGGAGGUGAUUGGCUACGAUUCCACGAGCGACGUGGCAGUCUUGGAAGUGCUGACUCCGGACGGCUCUGGCUUGCCCAAAGAUCUGAUGCAGCCCCUGAAGCGCGGCCGCUCCGAGAAGCUGCUGGUGGGUCAGAACGUUUUCGCCUUUGGCAAUCCAUUCGGCCUGGAGCACAGCCUCAGCCGCGGCAUCAUCAGCGGUGUCUCUCGGCGCCUGGAAAGCGCUGGCGGUCGGCCCAUCAGCGGCGUGAUCCAGACAGACGCCAGCAUUAACCCCGGCAACAGUGGCGGGCCUUUGCUGAACAGCGAGGGCCAGGUGAUCGGCGUGAACACCGCCAUCCUCUCCGGCAGCGGCAUGUUCGCCGGCGUGGGCCUCGCCAUUCCCAUCGACACGGUCUCCAAGAACGUGGAGAGCAUUCUGUCCAGAGGCUUUGUGAAGCGGCCACUGCUGGGCCUGGUGUUUGCGCCGGACGUCAUGGACCAAGAGCUUCAGCUCAAUGGCAUCAUGGUGAUGAGGGUGGUCCCUGACGGCCCGGCUGCGGCGGCGGGGGUUCGGCCCAUGCGUGGCGGGCGCUUGGGAGACGUGGUGAUCUCCAUGGAUGGCAGGAGGAUCACCUCCACGGACGACCUCUUCGGCAUGCUGGAGACCAAAGCGCCCGGGGACGUGGUGACUCUGCGGCUUCAGCGGCCCAGCGCGGACGAAGGCGGCGAAGAACAAGACAAUCCUCCGCAAAGUCUGGGGAUAUAG